GUGACACCCGCGCUAUCCCCGCUGGGCGUGACUCGAUGUGCGUGCUGGUCGCAUAUAUUCGGGGAGCGGUGGCGGAACGCUCUUUGAAUCCUUCCUCUCUAUCUCCUCAGGUCUUCACCCUUACUGAGCUCACCGCUGUUGCGUGAACGUAGGCAGAGAUGUCAAACACACAAAAGAAACCACUGCCGUUCAUCUGCAACUUCACGGCGGGAGCCAUUGCUGGCAUUUCCGAGAUCUUGACGUUCUACCCUCUCGAUGUUGUCAAGACGCGGAUGCAGCUGGAGACUGGCAAGUCCCGUCACGGACUAGUAGGAACCUUCCGCGCAAUUAUCAAGGAGGAAGGAUUCGGACGCUUGUACAGAGGUUUGGUACCACCGCUGCUCAUGGAGGCACCUAAGCGUGCCACUAAAUUCGCGGCGAACGACUUCUGGGGGAAGAGGUACCUGAAGCUGUCGGGCGAAUCAAAAAUGACCCAAUCGUUGUCCAUCCUCACCGGUUGCAGUGCCGGCGCGACGGAGAGUUUUGUUGUGGUCCCCUUCGAACUGGUCAAGAUCAAGCUGCAGGACAAGGCCAGCACAUUUGCCGGGCCUAUGGAUGUUGUUAAAACGGUGGUUCGGAAGGAUGGACUCCUCGGCCUCUAUGCUGGCAUGGAGGCAACAAUGUGGAGGCACCUCUGGUGGAAUGGAGGGUACUUCGGAUGUAUCUUCCAGGUCCGCUCGCUGCUACCAAAGGCGCAGACUACGCAGAGACGUCUAAUGAACGACCUCACGGCUGGUACGAUUGGUGGGUUUGUGGGAACAGCCAUCAACACGCCAUUUGAUGUUGUGAAGUCACGUAUACAAGGAGCCACCAAGGUCCCAGGUGUCGUACCGAAGUACAACUGGACAUAUCCUGCGCUGGUGACGAUCUUCCGUGAAGAAGGCCCAGCGGCACUGUACAAGGGCUUUGUUCCAAAGGUGCUGCGUCUGGCACCAGGUGGCGGUGUCCUCCUCUUGGUCGUCGAAGUGACAUUGGGUCUCUUCCGCCAAGUGCUCGGUCCUCCGUACAUAUAGAUAUGCUGACGAUAUUAGACGACAAAAUCCAACACAUCGCUAUGGAUGAGCUACAAGACACGACAGACACUAUUCGCG
This is a messenger RNA of Laetiporus sulphureus 93-53, 1130 nucleotides long. RefSeq names its product mitochondrial carrier. The record is from RefSeq and is a predicted model, not a curated record. The transcript is spliced from 13 exons. The coding region runs from base 159 to 1052 and encodes 297 amino acids. Lineage: Eukaryota; Fungi; Basidiomycota; Agaricomycetes; Polyporales; Laetiporaceae. Gene Ontology annotation, biological process: transmembrane transport.